Molecule: messenger RNA, 3693 nt
Organism: Linderina pennispora
Lineage: Eukaryota; Fungi; Kickxellomycota; Kickxellomycetes; Kickxellales; Kickxellaceae
Exons: 1
Coding region: 28-3321 (1097 amino acids)
Molecular function (GO): metal ion binding
Source: RefSeq, a predicted model, not a curated record
UUCUACUUUUUUACAUUACAUCCAACAAUGCCGGUCAAGUCGAUGCAAGCAGAAGAGCUGUUUGUUCGUGAAGGCGAGGACUUCGUCUUUCAGAGCGGCACGAGCAACGGUGGGUUCCGCACCACGGUCUACAGGCAUUGCGAGAACAAAAUGCGCGUGGUGCUGUGCCGCGUGCCAGGCCCACUGUGCUCAAUGAACAUUUAUGUGCCGACAAUUGCCAAGGACAACAAGGGCCUACCGCACACGCUGGAGCACCUUGUGUUCUGCGGCUCCUUGCGGCACCCGCAUCGCGGCUACCUGGACGCACUGGCCAACUGCAGUUUCUCGAUCGGUACCAACGCGUGGACGGCAGAGGACCAUACGUGCUAUACGCUUACGACAGCAGGCGAGGAGGCGGUUGCCAAUGUUCUGCCGGUGUUCCUCGACCAUGUUCUGCACCCGCUGCUGACCGACAGCCAGUUUAUCACCGAAGUGUACCACUUUGACGCGACAGGCAAGGAGCAGGGCGUGGUGUUCAGCGAGAUGGUCGCGCGCGAGAACAGCGAGGAGGAUCUGAUGGAUCUGAGUCUUCGCCGGCUGAUGUUUGCCGAUGAUUCAACCUACAGCUUUGAAACCGGCGGCCUGACCAAGGAUAUUGCAAUGCUGACAAACAAAGAGAUCACCGAGUACCACCGCAGAUUCUACGAUGCCAAUAACGCUACGGUGGUUCUGAUCGGCUCAUUCAGCGACACCUUCGAGAAUGUGAUCCAGAACCUGCCCGCUGACCUUGUGGCCAGUCAGGGCUGCGACUCGCGCGAGCCCAUGAACUGCUCCAUGCCUACCUCGGAAAAGCGGUUCGAGUAUGUGAAGUUCCCUUCGGCAGAGGCAGACUUUGGCUCGUUUGCAUUUGGCUGGCGUGGUCCCCUCUCCGAGAAUGUGGAGACUGUGACGGCGAUCGAGAUCCUGAUGGCAUAUCUGGCUGAUAACGCGUCAAGCCCGCUCGCCCAGCGGUUUGUUGAGCGCCCAGCGCCGCUGGCCGGGUACCUGUAUGCCGAUGUGCGGAUGACGCUGCCGAGCUCCAUCACCCUGACGUUUUCCAGUGUUCCUUACUCCGAUCCGAAUAACCCCAAUGUGGAUUCCCAUGACGACGACCACGACGACAGCUACGACGAUGACGACCAUGGGCACGAUGACGAAGAGAGCGAAGAGGAGGACUACCAUGAUCCAGAUAUCCCUAUGUUGUUCGCUGAGGGGCACUUUGAGCGCCUGCUUAUUGAGGAGCUCCAACGGAUCCACGACUCGCAGUUCGACGGUAACCGGGCUGCAAUGGCUGAAGCAACCAAGCGAUUCCGUCAGAAGCUCGCUGCCAACAUCGAGGACAGCCCACUCGACGUGAUGCAAGAAGUGAUUCUGCCCGAUGUCGUCGCCGCCCACUUCUCUCCCAGUAAUUGUGCGCAUAUUGGCACCCGUGCUCGCGUGUUCGACGUCAUUGAUAGGCUGGCUCAAAAGCCCAUCGGGUUCUGGCUUGAUCUACUCCAGUGGCUCAUUGAUGAGCCCAUGUACCACGUCGCCAUGGUUCCAGAUGCUGAACUGAACAGCCAGCUGGAGGCAGAGCGCCAAGAGAUUGAGCUCAGUAAUGAGCAGUCUAUUGCCGACAAGAACGAGCAUACAAGAGAGAUCGAUGCAGCCGUUGAGGCGAAUAAGGUCAAUAUUUCUGACAAGCUGAAGUAUAGCAUCCCGAUUCCUGAUGCCUCGCGGAUCAGUGGACUGCCGCAUAACCACUCCGUGAUCAAGCUAGAUACCCCUGUCGGCCCAGCCAAGGUUGUUCAGCUGGUCGAGGUUGAUUCGGAAUUCCCUGAGUUCAAACUGCACGUCCCGCUCACUAACCUGCCUGAUGAGCUGCGUGCAUACCUUGUGCUCUUCCAGGAGCUACUUCUUGGGACCGACCUAGUCCUUCCAGCGGGUGUACCAUAUGGUGCUGAUGGAAGGGAGACAGAAACUGAGCAUCGGAUUGACUAUGUCGAGUUUGAUAACCACCUUGCCGACAUUACCACGCUCAACGGUGCGGCGAUUGGGUACCAAAACGAGAGGUUUUCAUGCAGCUGGCUCGACGAGCUGUUCAACAUUUACGUUCGUUCGCCACAGGACAAGCUGCAGGAGGCUACACAAAGCAUCAUCCACGCAAUGAUGUUUGCUGACUUCGCAGUCGAGCGUAUCCUGACAGUCGCGCAGAACUUACUCAGCGAGAUUGUUGAUCUAAAACGCAAUGGCGACCAGAUGGUGGUUCCAGUUACUACGCUUUUCACUACGCAGGACCGUGAAGGAUGCCCUCGUUGGAUCGACAACCACAUCAGUCUGUUUGAGCAGGAUCGCGUGCUUCGUAGAGUCAUCGAGGAGCUCAAGGCAGGAAACACGAGUGCUGUGGAGAAGCUGAACCUGAUCCAGGAGUUUGUUAUCAAUACCAGCGGCGGGUUCAUGUCGCUCAGCGCGCCACAGGGCCACAGAGAUACCAGCAUGGAGUUUAUUGGCGAGUUUGGUCGCAAGUGGCAGAACUGCUUUGAAAAGUUUGUGGGUCGGAAUCCCCGCAGCUCCCUAUGCAACGACGUUGACCUGUCCGCAUGCCCAUUCCCAUUCCCGCGUCACAUCAGGUUCCCUGAUCUAGCCAAGCCCCUGCGUGUGCAAGUCACAAUGCCCACUCUACAGGCAUCCAAUGUCCAGAUCUCAUUCCACUGCAACUUGUACCGUCAGCCAACCAGCACACGUCCAUUUGCCGAGCAGUUGGCGGAGCUUCCUGCCAUUGAUUUUUACGCGCUCGAAAUGCUAGUUGCCUUGCUCCAGCGCUCCGACGGCCCUCUGUACAAUGCGAUCCGAGGCAAGGGCUAUGCGUAUGGCGCAUUUUUCCAGCAGUAUAUGUGGACGGGCAUGCUCGCGUUCGACUGCAGCAGCGCCUCUGACGCUCCCAAAGCCAUCAUGGAAAUGCAGUCCCUUGUGGCCUCACUUGAUGAAGACUGGGGCGAGCAUGUCACCGACUUUGAAAUCAACAUGACUCGCUCGUCAAUCGUGUACAGCAAUGCCUCGUUGGAAUCCACGCCUGAUAGCGUUGUUGCCAACUGCAUUACAAGCAACAUUUGCGGCUUCGAAUCAGCGGCCAUGUAUGAUCUAUGGCGCAAAAAGCAUCUGGGCGCUGUCAAGCAGGAGGAUCUGCGCAGGGUAUAUGAGCUGUAUCUGAAGAAGUUUGCCGAUCCAGAGUUUCCCUCAGUAACUGUCAUUCUGACUCCUCCCGAGACAGAUCUGCCACCGGAGCUUGGCGAAUUCGAGCACAGGAUGUUGGAUGAUUUGUAAGAUGUGGCUGUUUUAUUUAUAGAUACUUCAAAUGGAUAGAUAUCAAACAACCACUAAUGUGGAUCACAGGUAUCCACAGAUACGACAUAAUGCAAAUACUUGGUAUGCAGCAUAGCUCUCUUGUGACGAAAGCCCAUCAAGAUUCGUCAGGUGGAAGAGAAAAGUGAUGAAAACAAAUGUGGAGUUGACGAAUAAGAAUAUAUAUGCUUUUGUUUUCGGAGGAAUCCAGAAUCCAAGGCCUAAUCGGACUCCAGUUUCGAUGGUUCUGGGGCUUUAGCUCAUCUGGGAGAGCGUAUGACUGAAGUUCAUAAGGCACCGUGUUCGAUCCACGGAAGCCCCACUACGGAUCUAUUUUUGCUCGCCAGAUCGCCA